This is a messenger RNA of Branchiostoma belcheri (Belcher's lancelet), 1842 nucleotides long. RefSeq lists its product as uncharacterized. The record is from RefSeq and is a predicted model, not a curated record. Lineage: Eukaryota; Metazoa; Chordata; Leptocardii; Amphioxiformes; Branchiostomatidae. The transcript is spliced from 8 exons. The coding region runs from base 1 to 1842 and encodes 613 amino acids.
AUGCGCAACAUGGGGUGGGCCUUGCUGCUCCUCCUAGCGGCUCUCAUCUCCACUGCAGCUGGAGACAUCAGCAAGGCAGAGGCAGAAGAUGAUGGGCUAACUGAAGAGUUGUCCGAUGUUGGUGAGCUGAAGGAACAGUCCCGCCGAAUCUUUGGCCAGGGCGGGUUUUUGGGCACAGGCAUCGGAGCCGGCGGCGGGCGCGGCGGGAAUGUUCAGUCGGCUGCACAAGGAGCGCGCGGUAACACCGUUUACCACGUCUUCGCCCAAGCCAAGAACUACGCCCAGGCCAAGCAACACUGCACGUCCAUCGGCGGGAGCCUCGCCAAUGUCAAAACCAGGAGCCUGCACGAUUUCGUCCUGGGUCUGAUCCGCAAAGUCGACUUCAACAGGGACUACUGGUUCGGACUCAACGAGAAAACGGUUGCCAAGACCUGGACCUGGUCGGACGGAAGCCCCAUCAAAGGUUGCGACUUCACGAACUGGGCGCCCGGGCAGCCGGACAACUUCCUGUGGGGCCAGGACUGCGGGCAGAUGUGGAAAGCCGCCGGCUACAAGUGGGACGACGAUAACUGUGCUCACCAGAAGUACUUCAUCUGCCAAAUUGCUGCAUGGCUGCGGAGGGAUCCGUCCUGGGUUGUGGACUCCGCCGGCACACCAUGGAAGAAUGGAGGAAAGACAUACGAUGCCGCCAAAGCCUUGGAUGGGGACACCACGACCUUCUGGAACCCCAUUAACACCAGAAGGAACUUCAACAACUGGUACAUCGUGCUGGAUCUCAAGGCGCCCCACACUCUCUCACAAAUCGCGGUACAGAGCUUCGGAGACACCACGCACGACGUGAAAGCCUUCAAGCUGCAAAAGUCGCAAAGUGGGAGUCCGUACAACUGGGAGGACGUCAAGUCCGUCGGUACCGUGCAACAAGGGAACAAGCGCCAGGAGUUCGGCGGGUUCCAGGGAACAGCGCGGUACUGGAGGUUCGUCGUCACUCAGACCCACUCGGGCUGGCAGCCAUAUCUGAGAGAACUGGACUUGUUCGGAAGCAGGGCAGGUAAGACGAACAUCGUUCUGUUCUUUAUUAUGUUUAAAUAUUACAGAGGAGGCUUUUCUGGCGGAGGGUCUGCUGGGGGAGGCUUCUCUGCUGGAGGUUUUUCUGCCGGAGGUUCUGGUGGGGGAGGCUUCUCUGCGGGAGGCCUGUCUGGAGCAGGAGCAGCUGCAUGGCUGCAGAGGGACGCGUCCUGGGUUGUGGACUCCGCCGGCAGACCCUAUAAGAAUGGAGGAAAGACAUACGAUGCCGCUAAAGCCUUGGAUGGGGACACUACGACCUACUGGAACCCACAAGACCUUGCCCGUCACUUCAACAACUGGUACAUCGUGCUGGAUCUCAAGGCGCCCCACACUCUCUCACAAAUCGCGGUACAGAGCUUAGGAGACACCACGCACGACGUUAAAGCCUUCAAGCUGCAAAAGUCGCAGAGUGGGAGUCCGUACAACUGGGAGGACGUCAAGUCCGUCGGUAACGUGCAGGUAGGGACGAACAAGCGCCAGGAGUUCGGCGGGUUCCAGGGAACAGCGCGGUACUGGAGGUUCGUCGUCACUCAGACCCCCGCUGGCUGGCAACCAUGGCUUAAAGAGCUGGACUUCUACGGAGUCAGAGCAGGAAUCACCUCUGGAAACCCGACCGGAAGCAGCUGGAAGCAGAUUCCAGGAAGCCUGAGUGCCGUGUACGUCAGUUCCGCCAGUAACCAGGUCUGGGGAGUCAACUCUGGGGACCAGGUCUUCCGGAGGAGCGGCAUUGGAGCAGCAGGCACGGGUGGAGGCUCCGGAGCAGGUGAUGGUUACUAA